GGCCCUUGGCAGCAUGGCCGCCGGCGCUGCAGCCGCCUUGGCCUUUUUGAGUCAGGAGAGCCGAGCCCGGGCCGGGGGGGUCGGCGGUCUGCGAGUCCCUGCCCCGGUCACUAUGGACAGUUUUUUCUUCGGCUGUGAGCUCUCAGGCCACACCCGCUCUUUCACCUUCAAGGUAGAGGAAGAGGAUGAUGCGGAGCACGUGCUGGCUUUGACCAUGCUCUGCCUCACCGAGGGGGCCACAGAUGAGUGUAAUGUGAUAGAAGUUGUGGCCCGGAAUCAUGACCACCAGGAGAUCGCAGUCCCUGUGGCCAACCUCAAGUUGUCCUGCCAACCCAUGCUCAGUUUGGAUGACUUCCAGCUCCAACCACCUGUAACCUUCCGCCUGAAGUCAGGUUCUGGCCCUGUGCGGAUCACUGGACGGCACCAGAUUGUUACUAUAAGCAAUGAUGUUUCUGAGGAGGAGAGCGAAGAAGAGGGCAGUGAGGAGGAGGAAGCUGAGUUGUGCCCCAUCCUGCCUGCCAAGAAGCAGGGGGGCAGGUUCUAGCCCUCCCUGGUCAGCUAGCUGCCUGCCACAUGCACCAUGCACCAGGAGUGGGAGGAACUCUGAAGUUCCAUCCUGACCCUCUCUCCCCACUUGCCUAUGAGGUUGGAGGUCAGCAUCUGAAGCUCAGGACUACACAUUUUUAACAUUUUUUACAUUUUUGGAUAAAGGUUGAAAUAAAGUGGUGUGGAGUUUUUUCUGAAA
Molecule: messenger RNA, 745 nt
Organism: Mesoplodon densirostris (Blainville's beaked whale)
Lineage: Eukaryota; Metazoa; Chordata; Mammalia; Artiodactyla; Ziphiidae
Product: nucleoplasmin-3
Exons: 1
Coding region: 14-544 (176 amino acids)
Biological process (GO): chromatin remodeling
Cellular component (GO): nucleoplasm; cytoplasm; nucleolus
Molecular function (GO): histone binding; RNA binding; chromatin binding
Source: RefSeq, a predicted model, not a curated record